AUGAAUAGAUAUAAGGCAGGUAGGGAUAGGGUAAUCUCCUCUUUUUCCUUUUGUCUUGUCAUAACUAUCUUUCUUUCUCCUUCUCCAGGUAUUGUGGUAAAUGGCCUGGUAAAUGUUAGCAUCUCUACUAUUGAAAAACGUUAUGAACUGAACAGUUCCCUCACUGGAUUAAUCUCUUCAAGCUAUGACAUCGCAUUUUGUAUACUGUCGCUAUUUGUAUCUUUCUUUGGAGAAAGAGGGCACAAACCGAGAUGGCUUGCCUUUUCUUCAUUUAUGCUGGGAUUAGGCUCACUUGUAUUUUCCUUGCCACACUUCUAUAGUGGAACAUACCACUAUGGAUCCAAAAUUGAAGAAACAUGUCAAAUAUUGGGAACGAAUGCUGCCAACCUCACUUGCAAUGCUAGCACAAAGUCUUCACUCUCCAACUACCUCUAUGUCUUCAUCCUGGGACAGCUGCUACUAGGAGUAGGAGGAACUCCCUUGUAUACUCUGGGAACAGCCUUCAUUGAUGAUAGUGUCCCAAAACACAAAUCUUCACUUUACAUAGGAAUUGGCUAUGCCAUGUCACUGCUGGGUCCUGCUAUUGGCUAUGUAUUAGGAGGGCAGCUGCUGAACAUCUACAUUGACGUGCAUCUUCGGGAAAGUGCAGAGAUUGAUCCAGAUGACCCACGUUGGCUUGGGGCUUGGUGGAUAGCAUUUCUCUUGUGCAGUUUCGCAACAUGGCUUCUGAUAAUACCGUUUUCAUGCUUUCCAAAGCACUUGCCAGGUACAGCAAAAAUACAGGCUGAAAAAAUCUCUGAGACUCAUAAUGAUGGAAGUAAGGAACUUGUUGAAGGCAAAAAUAUUGGAAAAAGUUUUAAAGACUUUCCACUGGCUCUUUUGAUACUGCUGAGAAAUCCUGUCUUGAUGUGUUUAAUAGUAGCCACUGCUACAGAAGCUUUAAUUGCUACUGGCUUUGCUACAUUCCUGCCAAAAUUUAUAGAACAUCAGUUUUCGCAGUCAUCCAGUUUUUCAGCAACACUAGGAGGGCUUGUAUUAAUUCCAGGAGCUGCGCUAGGCCAAAUCAUAAGUGGCAUUUUGGUUUCCAAGUACAAAAUGGAUUGUAAAAGCAUAAUCAAGUUCACUCUAGGCACUUGUUCAGUGGCUUUGCUGCUAAACACAGUAUUUUUAUUUGCCAAAUGUGGGAAUGAACCUUUUGCAGGAGUCUCUGAAACCUAUAAUGGAACAGGAACACUGUGGAACUUGACAGCACCAUGCAAUACUGACUGCAAUUGUCUACGCUCCUUUUAUUACCCAGUUUGUGGCAGAGAUGAAAUCCAGUAUUUUUCUCCCUGUUUUGCAGGAUGCACCUCUUCUACUUCUGAAAAAAGGAAAAGGACUUACCACAACUGUAGCUGUGUUGGGAAGUCACCACGCUUACCUGAAGUUAAUGUUGCCUAUGAGGCUAUUCCUGGGAAAUGUCGAGCACAAUGCAUGCUUCUGCCUGUAUUUUUGGGCUUUUUCUUCUUCACUGUUGUUUUCACGUUUAUGGCUGUUACUCCAACUACUGUGGCCAUUCUCAGGUGUGUGCCAGACAAGCAGCGUUCAUUUGCUCUGGGUGUGCAGUCACUGUUUCUACGAUUACUGGGUACUAUUCCUGGGCCAAUUUUCUUUGGUGUGGCUAUAGACAACAGUUGUACUCUGUGGGACCUCAAUGAAUGUAAAACUCGAGGGGCUUGCUGGGUCUAUGACAAUACAAAAAUGGCAUAUAUGCUGAUAGGUAUAAGUGCAGCUUGUAAAGUCCUCACAAUUUUUUUUGUGAUUGUUGCAUUCUGCUUGUACAAGGCUCCAUCAAGCAGUUCUGUAUCGCUGGAAAAGAAUGCGGAAAUGGCAUCUGGUGUACAUGUGUGAGAACCUCAAUCAACUACCUGGGAACUUUUUUAACCCCUAUUGCAGAAAUGGCUGUGGUGCACACUUCAUGUUACAGGUCCAGCAUUAUGUAAAUAUGGAAGAUCCCAAUAGUUCUUUCUUGAACAACUUGAAAUUGGGUUUUAAAAUAUCUGGAUAUUUUGUGAGAUUAAUUUGAAGCUCGGGAGACUUGAUAUCUUGAUAGCAUACCUUUUUUAAAAAUUGCAGAAAAGAAGCAAGUUGUUUUACUUGAGUAUUGGGAAAGCUUUUUAAAAAGCAUAAAAACUUUAGUUAGAAGUUGCAGUAUUGCUGUCAGAAUAUAUGAAAGAUGACCAUGAGCUGAACUGGGGAACAUCAGUAAUUAACCACAAAGGCAAAUAGUACACCUCAAGAAAAGACUGAAGUACAGAGAGAGAGAGCAUCUUUAACAUGGAAGAGCAGUCAAUGUUUACUUCAAAGCUGCAGGAAUACUUUUUUAAUGUGCCAAUGUUUUGGGUAAUGUUUAGCACAAACUUUAUUUUUUCACCACAGUUUCUUGAGUAAGAACAAAUUGACUGUCUUGUUUUUACAAGUUGAGUUGAAGUUUAAAUUGAUCACUUGUUUUCUACAAUUUUUUUAAAUGGUAGCAAAAAUGUUGUAAAUUGACUACAUUGGUUUUUGUAUUAACACAAUCUAAAAAAUUGUCAAGACUUUUUAUAGAAAAAAUAUUUUAAUAUCUCCAUGAAAUUUUGAAAAUGAAGCCUACUUUCUUAAUGUUUCUCAUUGGCCAUGUACUAGCUUGUUCGUAAGUGCCGGGUGUUCACCCUUAUUCUGCUUAAAGCUAUUGAAUCACUUUCCUGAAAACACAUCAACAGGAAAAACAAAUCCAGUUCAGACUUCACAACCUGAAGUAAACUGUAUAUAUGUACCAUAUCUGUAAUGUAACACUAUUUAUAAGCAGAACUAUAACUGUCUAACAAAUUUGAAAUAAAUUCCAGAUUUUAAUGAA
Alligator sinensis (Chinese alligator) is the source of this 2875-nucleotide messenger RNA. RefSeq names its product solute carrier organic anion transporter family member 4C1 (gene SLCO4C1). The record is from RefSeq and is a predicted model, not a curated record. The coding region runs from base 1 to 1890 and encodes 629 amino acids. Gene Ontology annotation, biological process: transmembrane transport; sodium-independent organic anion transport. NCBI's taxonomy places the organism in Eukaryota, Metazoa, Chordata, Crocodylia, Alligatoridae. Gene Ontology annotation, molecular function: protein binding. The transcript is spliced from 13 exons. Gene Ontology annotation, cellular component: membrane.